Messenger RNA from Urocitellus parryii (Arctic ground squirrel), 5983 nucleotides. The record is from RefSeq and is a predicted model, not a curated record. Lineage: Eukaryota; Metazoa; Chordata; Mammalia; Rodentia; Sciuridae.
GGCCCCUGCACCCCGGCGCGCCCGGUCCCGCUCUGGGGGGGUUGGUGGCUUCGCUUUGCCAUGAGUUUACCGCAGAAACCGGCUCUGAAAUCAGGCUCAGCGGCUGCAGCAGGAACCGGACCCGGCACCGGAGCGGCGGCGGCGGCGGCGGCGGCAGCAGCAGCGGCAGCAGCGGUACCGCCUCCUCACCCGGCGGCGGCAGCAGCGGCGGCGGCGGCGGCGGCAGCAGCGGCCCCUCCUCACCCGAACAUCAGGGCCCUCCAGACCCAGGCGCCCCAACAAAUUCCUAGAGGACCUGUGCCACAGCCUCUUGAGGACCGAAUCUUCACUCCUACUGUCUCAGCAGUCUACAGCACGGUAACACAAGUAGCAAGACAGCCGGGACCCCCAACCCCUUCCCCUUAUUCAGCACAUGAAAUAAACAAGGGGCAUCCAAAUCUUGCGGCAACGCCCCCGGGACAUGCAUCGUCCCCUGGACUCUCUCAAACCCCUUAUCCCUCUGGACAGAAUGCAGGUCCAACCACGUUGGUAUACCCUCAAGCCCCUCAGACAAUGAAUUCACAACCUCAAACCCGUUCUCCGCCCAGCAGAACAGUGCCAAUACAUUGCACAGACAACUGGAAGAGGAGGAAGGUUUUGGAACAGACUCCCGUUUACAGGUCCUUGGCUGGAAGAGGCUGGAUAAAAUACUGCAUUUUUGCAGCGGGGCCUCGACCUGCCCAUCAUCAGUUUUUCCAGAGGCCUCAAAUUCAGCCUCCUCGAGCCACCAUCCCAAACAGCAGUCCUUCCAUUCGUCCUGGUGCACAGACACCCACUGCAGUGUACCAGACCAAUCAGCACAUCAUGAUGGUUAACCAUCUGCCUAUGCCGUACCCAGUACCCCAGGGGCCUCAGUACUGCAUACCACAGUACCGUCAUAGUGGYCCCCCUUAUGUUGGGCCUCCACAACAAUAUCCAGUUCAGCCACCGGGACCGGGUCCCUUUUAUCCUGGACCAGGACCUGGGGACUUCCCUAAUGCUUAUGGAACGCCUUUUUAUCCAAGUCAGCCAGUUUAUCAGUCAGCACCUAUCAUAGUGCCUACACAGCAACAGCCCCCUCCAGCCAAGAGAGAGAAAAAAACUAUAAGAAUUCGAGAUCCAAACCAGGGAGGUAAAGACAUAACCGAAGAGAUUAUGUCUGGAGGUGGAAGCAGAAAUCCUACUCCACCUAUAGGGAGACCCACUUCCACACCCACUCCUCCUCAGCAGCUGCCCAGCCAAGUCCCUGAGCACAGCCCUGUGGUUUAUGGGACUGUGGACAACGCUCAUCUUGCUGCCAGCACCCCUGUCACUGCAGCUAGUGACCAGAAGCAAGAAGAGAAGCCAAAACCAGAUCCAGUGUUAAAGUCUCCUUCCCCAGUCCUUAGGCUAGUCCUUAGUGGGGAGAAGAAAGAACAUGCAGGCCAGACAGCUGAGGCUACCACCAUAGAAUCCAUACCAGAGCAUCCUCUGCCUCCAUCACCUACCACCGUUUCKUCAGUUGCUCAAAGUACAGUUGCUUCCCCCACUUCCGCUGCUCUUGGUAGCCAACCAAUAUUCACCACUUCUUUAGAUGACAGAUGUGAACUCUCUUCCUCAAAAGAAGAUACAGUUCCCACACCCAGCCCUAUAUCCUGCACAGAAACAUCAGACCCUUCACCAACAGAUGAAAUUGACAGUAAUAUAUGCAAGAAACCCUGUAGUGUAGCAUCUAAUGAUAUGCCACUGAUUUCUAGUGCUAACCUAAUUAAUGAGAUGAAUGGAAUUAGUGAAAAAUUACCAGCCACAGAAAGCAUUGUGGAAAUAGUAAAACAGGAAGUAUUGCCAUUGACUCUUGAAUUGGAGAUUCUGGAAAAUCCCCCAGAAGAAAUGAAAGUGGAGUGUAUUUCAGCUCCCAUCACCCCUUCCACAGUUCCUUCCUUUUCUCCAGCUCCUCCAACUCCUCCAGCUUCUCCCCCUCCACUUCCAGUCAUUGUUCCUGCUGCUGCCUCUACUGUGACUACUCAAAGUGCUCCCACUGCAGUACAGAAAGUCUUCGAAGAGGAAGAAAGUGUAAGAACUUGUCCUAGUGAAGAUUCAAAAGAAAUUCAAAACAAAGUAGAGGUAGAAGCAGAUGGGCAAACAGAAGAGAAUACAGAUUCUCAGAACUUAAAUUCAAGAAAGAGUCCUACCCCAGCUCAAACAGUCAUGACUACACCAAAGACAUGGAAGAAACCAAAAGAUCGGACCCGAACCACUGAUGAGUUGUUGGAGGCAGAAUUGGAGCCUAAAGCUGAAGAGCUUUCAAUUGACAGAGUACUUGAAUCUGAACAAGAAAAAAUGAGCCAAGGGUUUCAUCCUGAGAAAGACCCCUCUGACCUAAAAAAAGUGAAAGGUUUAGAAGAAAAUGGAGAAGAAGCUGAGCCUUUGCGUAAUGGUGCUGAGAGUGUUUCUGAGGGUGAAGGAGUAGAUGCUAAUUCAGGCUCCACCGAUAGUUCUGGCGAUGGGAUCACAUUCCCAUUUAAACCAGAAUCCUGGAAGCCUUCUGAUACUGAGGGCAAGAAGCAGUAUGACAGGGAGUUUCUGCUGGACUUCCAGUUCAUGCCAGCCUGUAUACAGAAACCAGAGGGCCUGCCACCCAUCAGUGAUGUGGUUCUUGACAAGAUCAAUCAACCCAAAUUGCCAAUGCGAACUCUGGAUCCUAGGAUUUUACCACGGGGACCAGAUUUUACUCCAGCCUUUGCAGAUUUUGGAAGGCAGCCACCUGGUGGAAGAGGUGUGCCUUUGUUGAACGUUGGGCCACGGAGGUCUCAACCUGGACAGAGAAGGGAGCCCAGAAAGAUCAUCACCGUUUCUGUAAAAGAAGAUGUGCACUUAAAAAAGGCAGAGAAUGCCUGGAAACCCAGCCAGAAACGAGAUAGCCAUGCUGAGGAUCCUGAAAACAUCAAAACCCAGGAACUUUUUAGAAAAGUUCGAAGUAUCUUAAAUAAAUUGACACCACAGAUGUUCAACCAGCUGAUGAAGCAAGUGUCAGGACUAACUGUUGACACAGAGGAGCGGCUAAAAGGAGUCAUUGACCUGGUCUUUGAGAAGGCUAUUGAUGAACCCAGUUUCUCUGUGGCUUACGCAAACAUGUGUCGAUGUCUAGUAACGCUGAAAGUACCCAUGGCAGACAAGCCUGGCAACACAGUAAAUUUCCGGAAGCUGCUACUAAACCGCUGUCAGAAGGAGUUUGAAAAGGACAAAGCAGACGAUGAUGUCUUUGAGAAGAAGCAGAAAGAACUGGAAGCUGCCAGUGCUCCAGAAGAGAAGACGAGGCUUCAUGAUGAACUAGAAGAAGCCAAGGACAAAGCCCGACGGAGAUCUAUUGGUAACAUCAAAUUUAUUGGAGAACUGUUUAAACUCAAAAUGCUCACCGAAGCCAUCAUGCAUGACUGUGUGGUGAAACUGCUCAAGAACCAUGAUGAAGAAUCCCUGGAGUGCCUGUGCCGCCUACUCACCACUAUCGGCAAAGACCUAGACUUUGAGAAAGCGAAGCCGCGUAUGGACCAGUACUUUAAUCAGAUGGAGAAAAUUGUAAAAGAAAGAAAAACCUCAUCUAGGAUUCGAUUCAUGCUGCAAGAUGUGAUAGACCUACGGCUGUGUAAUUGGGUAUCUCGAAGAGCAGAUCAAGGACCUAAAACUAUUGAACAGAUUCACAAAGAGGCCAAAAUAGAAGAACAAGAAGAGCAGAGGAAGGUCCAACAGCUCAUGACCAAAGAAAAGAGAAGACCAGGUGUUCAGAGAGUGGAUGAAGGUGGGUGGAACACGGUACAAGGGGCCAAGAACAGUCGAGUACUUGACCCCUCAAAAUUCCUGAAAAUUACUAAGCCCACAAUUGAUGAGAAAAUUCAGCUGGUACCUAAGGCUCAGCUGGGCAGCUGGGGAAAAGGCAGCAGCGGUGGAGCAAAGGCAAGCGAGACAGAUGCCUUACGGUCAAGUGCUUCCAGUUUAAACAGAUUCUCUGCUCUGCAACCUGCAGCCCCAUCAGGGUCCACGUCAAACACAUCUUUAGAGUUUGAUUCCCGAAGGGCUUUAACCAGUCGUGGAAGCAUGGGCAGGGAGAAGAAUGAUAAGCCCCUGCCACCUGCAGCAGCUCGUCCAAACACAUUCAUGAGGGGCGGCAGCAGUAAAGACCUGUUAGACAAUCAGUCUCAGGAAGAGCAGCGGAGGGAGAUGCUGGAGACCGUGAAGCAGCUAACAGGAGGCGUGGACCUGGAGAGAAACAGCACCGAGGCCGACCGAAACAGAACCAGGGAGUCAGUGAAACUAGAAAUGUCAACAGUGUCAACCCCUGACAGGCCUGUAUUGUCAGAAGAGGAGAUGGAGAGAAAGUCCAAAUCUAUCAUUGAUGAAUUUCUACACAUUAAUGAUUUUAAGGAAGCCAUGCAGUGUGUGGAAGAGCUGAGCGCCCAGGGCCUGCUACAUGUUUUCGUGAGAACGGGAGUGGAGUCCACCCUCGAGAGAAGCCAGAUCACCAGGGAUCACAUGGGCCAAUUGCUUUAUCAGCUGGUACAGUCAGAAAAACUCAGCAAACAGGACUUUUUCAAAGGUUUUUUAGAAACCUUGGAAUUGGCAGAUGACAUGGCCAUUGAUAUUCCCCAUAUUUGGUUAUACCUUGCUGAACUGGUGACCCCCAUGUUAAAAGAAGGUGGAAUCUCUAUGAGAGAAGUUAUCAUAGAAUUUAGCAAACCUUUACUUCCUGUUGGAAGAGCUGGGGUCUUGCUUUCUGAAAUAUUGCACCUUCUAUGCAAACAAAUGAGCCAUAAGAAAGUGGGCGCCUUAUGGAGGGAGGCUGAUCUCAGCUGGAAGGACUUUUUACCUGAAGGGGAAGAUGUACAUAAUUUUCUCUUGGAGCAGGCUAAUCUAGAUGAAAACCAGAUGAGUUCACCUACAUUCCUUAGAGCUUUAAUGACAGCCGUUUGUAAAGCAGCUAUUAUAGCUGACUGUUCUACCUUCAGAGUGGACACUGCUGUUAUCAAGCAGAGAGUGCCGAUUUUACUCAAGUACCUAGACUCAGAUACAGAGAAGGAACUGCAAGCACUUUAUGCACUACAAGCAUCAAUAGUAAAACUUGAUCAACCUGCCAAUUUGCUACGAAUGUUUUUUGAUUGCCUGUAUGACGAGGAGGUGAUCUCCGAGGAUGCCUUCUACAAAUGGGAGAGCAGCAAGGACCCUGCAGAGCAGAAUGGGAAGGGCGUGGCCCUGAAAUCUGUCACUGCGUUUUUCACAUGGCUGCGGGAAGCAGAAGAGGAGUCUGAGGAUAACUAAAACUUCAAAUACACAAAACGAAACAAAAGAAACAAUUUAAGUAUUUUUUUAAAAAGUUUCACGUCUUCGCCAAUCACAGUGCAGCAAGGCCAAUUCUCGCAGAAAUCCCCACGUGUGCACGAGUGGGAGAGGGGAAAGAGAACAAAGGUGAUCAUGGAGGAAAAAGGUACUGGAAACAAGUAAACUUCCAACCUGAGGGCGGGAGCACUAAAACCAAAAUACAUGUAUUAUUUAUAGAAAAUAUUUUCUGUUUUAAUCUUUUCUUUUUAAACAAGGACUCAUACUUAAAAACACAUUUAGCAAAAAAAAAAAAAAAAAAAAAAAAGUUGAGAACUUUUAAUUUAUUUUAAGGACUGCAAAUGCCAGUGUGUAAUUUUUUAAUUUGCAGUUUCUGUAAACAACUUGUAUAAUAGAAAAGCAGAGAAAUAAAUGUCCCUUCCCUUCAUAUGCACCUCACGUUUGUUUUAAGGCAUAGUAGUUAGUCCAGAUUUGAGAAGGUUUGGGGUGAACAAGGUAAGAAAGAUAUCUCUCUCUCUUUCUCUUUCUCUUUUUUCUUCUUUUUUCUUUUCUUUUCUUUUUUUUUUUUUUUUUUUUUUUCCGGGCAUCAAAUCUUUCUGCCUGCCUCUCAGCUUGCUUCAGAAAAUUUAAAAAAAAAAAAAAAAAAUCACAAUAGUAA